Formica exsecta is the source of this 3294-nucleotide messenger RNA. RefSeq lists its product as uncharacterized. Gene Ontology annotation, biological process: positive regulation of GTPase activity; Ras protein signal transduction. The transcript has 6 exons. Bases 255 to 3059 code for a protein of 934 amino acids. Gene Ontology annotation, molecular function: guanyl-nucleotide exchange factor activity. Gene Ontology annotation, cellular component: plasma membrane. The record is from RefSeq and is a predicted model, not a curated record. Lineage: Eukaryota; Metazoa; Arthropoda; Insecta; Hymenoptera; Formicidae.
UAUUAAUUCAGUUACUUUUAUUUUCACAAUCGUCACCCUUUACAGAAUGAAAUUUUGCGAGAAGUUAUCUACGAAUAAUAUUACGAGUCUUUCUUUGACGUUUCGGUCGAGAAAGCGAUUAAUCCAGCGCGGUUAAGCUCUGACAAAUAGACGAUCUUUGAACGCUUUGAAAAUCAUUGGGUCGUAAAAAAUCUCAUAGAUGAUCCGUGCGACGCGUUAUUAUUUUUCUCCUCGCCGCGCGAGAGAAAUCAUCCAUGAACGCGUCAGGUGAAACGAGGUUGCCCCGUCGUGACGCUCGUCCGCAAAAUAAUAGGAUACGUAAGCUAUUGUUGUCGGAGUACUGCGAGUUCUCCGAGACAAUUCUGGUAGAGUCGCCGUUCGCGGAAACCACGAGAAAUGGACGUGGGUUACGUCAGGUCACCCUGGGCCUCACACCGACCAGACUGAUCGUCGCCGCCGAUGUUCUCCAGACUAAUCCUGCUUUCAUUUGCCCAUCCGAUAUCGACGUCAGUAUCGAGAGUUUUGAACUCGUCUCCGUAUAUCCUCUAGAAUAUGUUACGCUCAGUGUGUUUAGGAGAAGACGUCGUAGGACACUAAAGGCAAGAUUCAUUGAUGGUCGAGCUAAUUAUUAUGAACUCGGUGGCGUGCGGCGCAGAAUUUUUUGGAGGAUCUGGUGCGAACAGGUACGGAGAUUAUUGGCGUAUAAGAUGGAUGGUAGUUCAUUAUCCGAAACAACGGCGGCGAGCUCGUCGAGCAGUAGCACACUGUAUUUACUAUCAUCCGAGAUCGAAGUCAAGAAUAAUCGCAACGCGAAGAAACCAGUAUUCAGAAUAUGGACUCGUUAUGGAGGUGCCGGUGAUUUCGUUACUCCUACAUGGACAGAAAAGGACUUGUAUCUCGGAUCGUCUUUUAACGAGCUGGUAAACGGUCAUUAUACGCCUGUUCCGGUGAGAUUCGCCGGAGCCAGCUUGCAGGAUCUUAUGUACGAGCUAGGGGAUCGUACACCUCGUUAUGUCACCUGCAAGAAAUCCUGUCAAAGUUGGCCAUGCCAGAUGAAGUUUGACAGUCAGGCAAAAUCGCAACGUUCCGGAGGACUAUGCAAUGUCAUUUUCGCAAGAAAUCGCUGCGCUCAUCGUCACGAUCGCACCGCAAGUUGCAAAAAGCGUCAAAAUAUACUCUCCGAGGAAGAGUUCAUAAAACAUGUAGAAAAAAAAUACGAAAGACACCAACAACAGCAUCAGAAAGGAUCGUCUUUGGCUUCGAAAGUAUCGCGUUUCGGCUAUGGUAUACCGGAGAAAUGCAAUUCCGAAUUGAUUCUGGGUCCUUAUCGCGGUGAUUCCGGUUACGUCGACGUCUCUGAACUUCCGCAUCGCUUCGUUAACCCCCGCAAUUUAAUCGAAAGCGGCGUGACGAUCUGGGAGGAUCACAGAUCCUUCAAAAGUCAAAAGCACCCGCGAAGAUACGCCUUUUCUUCAGCAGCACAUUUUUUCUACGCGCUGGGACCGUGGUCGGUCCAGCCUGGCGAACGCGAAUCCGUGCAAACUCUCAGAUCGCCGAGCGCGGUCAACAUCCGCAAACAACCGUCGGACCCGGAAUUAAGACUUCCGGUCUCGCGUCGUCAGUUGACAGCCAGCGUUUCUUGCGCCGCUUUAACAUCCGGUGGUUCUAGUACCGUUACUAGAGGACGAGUGAUACUCUUCUGGACACCGGAAUAUUGGUACAGACCUCAGGCAGCUGCGGCUGCUUAUAGAGAGCUAAGACAUCACUUGGCAUCUGUUCGAGAUUUUCGAUGCGGAAAAGAAAAGCAGGCGAAAAGAAAGCUCUUCUGCAGACGAAAAAAUCAGAUAUCAGGCGAAAGCGGUAAUUCUGAAACGACAAUUACGGGAAAAUCUAGCAGUCUAUUAGAACGCGUGCUUUUCAUCAAUGGUGCGCGCAAACAGAAAAAGCUGAUUGAAACCGCAGACGUCGAUAAAGGCACAGCGCAAUUGCGGAGAUUUUUAAAGAUGAAUCUUCGUAUCACCGUGUGGGAUUUAGAUAGCACAACUCUAGCCACGCAACUGACGAUGAUCGAUCGCGAUCUUUUCGUUCGCAUUCCGGCAACCGAAAUCGAGGUGCUGAUCCAUCAGAGAUCCUCACGCAACGCGCCGAAUGUAGGUGCGUGGAUCGCUUUCAGUCACCGGAUCGCCUGUUUGACCGUCAGCGAGAUCCUUGCGAUCAAGCAACUCGAUAUGAGAACCAGGAUCAUGGCGAGAUUCAUCAAUGCAGCCGACAAGUGUUUCGCGCUCGGCAAUUUUCAAUCCUGCCGAUCUAUCCUGGCCGGUCUGCAGGCUCCGCCAAUUUACAGGCUUCGGAGAAGUUGGUCUUAUUUGAGAACUCAUCACGCCAACAGAUACGAGUCAAUGGAAAAGCUCUCCAAGAUUUAUAGAAGUCCGCGCUGUUCAAAGUAUCAAAAAACUUGGACCGUAGCAGAACGCAGUCCGCCUUGCAUGCCGUAUGUAGGUCACUUUUUGAUUAAAGUUCUGGGAUUAAAUGACUUGAGGGAAAUUCAAGCGAAUUUUCCAUCGUCUUCUACAAGAAAACAAUCAAUCACGCAAACCGGGACUUUAGAAUCUAAUUUCAACGGUAUUCGCUCAGGAGAAGGACAGAACAGAAUACGAACCGAGCGAGAUGGAUUUUCGCGUUUAGCCAGACGCAUUUUCGCGGCAACCCUGGCCAGAAUAAAGUUCACGACACGCCGAAACAUUGCUGACGAGACGACGAACGAUAUCUGGACAUAUAGACAACGAUAUCUGACGCGUAAGUUUUUUUAUCGUUGGCGCACGAUCACGUUGGAAUCAAAGAUACUCUCGGAGAACGAAAAAAGAUCUAAGAACGUGGACUUGAAGAGGAAACACGUUCUCAACAUGGCAAUCUGGUUAACGGACUGUCAGAGAUUCGCGCAGAGCUACAGUUUUCCAUUGAACUCGUUUGCAUAUGAAUUUCUUUUGAAAGCGCGGUACAGAGAGGAUCGCGAAAACUUUUUCAUCAGUCUCAAGUUGGAACCACCAAAAACAACUUGAACAGUACAUAUUGAAAGAUUUGAUUGAAACUUCAUCAAUGGCGAUUGAUAUGUAACUUUGUCAUGUAUCAGGUACGUUACAGCUACGAUUAUUUAUUAUUUCGAGCACGACAAGGUAAAAGAAAUACACUAGCUAACAGCGUCGAUUAUUUAUCUAGUUAUAAAUAUUUUUUAAAUAUAACGACUUUUGGAUCAUUCAGUAUAAUACUGAAUUUGCAUAUGAAUUUGCAUACUUU